Messenger RNA from Lipotes vexillifer (Yangtze River dolphin), 1913 nucleotides. RefSeq names its product protoporphyrinogen oxidase (gene PPOX). The record is from RefSeq and is a predicted model, not a curated record. NCBI's taxonomy places the organism in Eukaryota, Metazoa, Chordata, Mammalia, Artiodactyla, Lipotidae. The transcript is spliced from 12 exons. Gene Ontology annotation, molecular function: protoporphyrinogen oxidase activity, oxygen as acceptor. Bases 404 to 1837 code for a protein of 477 amino acids. Gene Ontology annotation, cellular component: mitochondrial inner membrane. Gene Ontology annotation, biological process: heme biosynthetic process.
GGUGGAGGCCGCGGACUGAAACUCUAGGCCUAGUGGGGGCGGGCGGGAGGGAAAGCGCUUCAGAAGACUGGCGGCAGGUCGGAGCCCAGAGUCCUGCGCUAGCAGAUAGCGUGGGUGCGGCCCUUAUCCACCUCCCAGCCCCCGCCCCUGGGACGCCGGCGGCAUGAUGUGUUGAGACCUCUGUCUCCUCCUUUCCCCCUCAUUUUUCUCGUUCCUCUCGUGGGUGAGUCCUAGGCCCUGGGCGGGGACCUCACAGUUCCACCACCCCAUCCGCGGGCUCUGCCUUAGUUUCCCCUAAAGCAGCGAAUGGCCGGGGGUGGAACGCGGAACCCGCAGGUCUUCUGGAGAGCAGGGUGCUUCUGGUCAGCCUGUCCGUAUCGCCUCCACACCCGCAGGCUUCACCAUGGGCCGGACCGUGGUCGUGCUGGGCGGAGGGAUCAGCGGCUUGGCCGCUAGUUACCACCUGAGCCGGGCCCCUUGUCCUCCCAAGGUGGUAUUGGUGGAGGGCAGCGAGCGCCUGGGAGGCUGGAUCCGCUCGGUACGAGGGCCAGAUGGUGCUGUCUUUGAACUUGGACCUCGAGGAAUUCGGCCGGCGGGAGUCCUGGGAGCCCGGACCCUGCUCAUGGUUUCCGAGCUUGGCUUGGACUCAGAAGUGUUGCCUGUCCGGGGAGACCACGCAGCUGCCCAGAAUAGGUUCCUGUAUGUAGGUGGCGCCCUGCACGCCCUGCCCUCCGGCAUCAGGGGGCUACUCCGCCCUUCACCUCCCUUCUCCAAACCUCUGUUUUGGGCUGGGCUGAAGGAGUUGACUACACCCCGGGGCAAAGACCCUGAUGAGACUGUGCACAGUUUCGCCCAGCGCCGCCUCGGUCCUGAGGUGGCGUCUCUAGCCAUGGACAGUCUUUGCCGUGGAGUGUUUGCAGGCAACAGCCGUGAGCUCAGCAUCAGGUCCUGCUUUCCCAGUCUCUUCCAAGCUGAGCAAACCCAUCGUUCCAUAUUACUGGGGCUGCUGCUGGGGGCAGGGCGGGGCCCACAGCCAGACUCAGCACUUAUUCGCCAGGCUCGGGCUGAGCGCUGGAGCCAGUGGUCACUCCGUGCAGGGCUGGAGACAUUGCCUCAGGCCCUUAACACCCACCUGACUAGUAGGGGUGUCAGUGUUCUCAGAGGUCAGCCAGUCUGUGGGCUCAGCCUCGAAGCAGAAGGGUGCUGGAAGGUGUCUCUAGGGGACAGCAACCUGGAGGCUGACCACAUUAUUAGUGCCAUUCCAGCUUCAGUGCUCAGCAAGCUGCUCCCUGCUGAGGCUGCACCGCUGGCUCGUGCUCUGAGUACCAUCACUGCUGUGUCUGUGGCUGUGGUGAAUCUGCAGUACCGAGGAGCUCGUCUGCCUGUCCAGGGAUUUGGACAUUUGGUGCCAUCCUCAGAAGACCCAGGCAUCCUGGGAAUCGUGUAUGACUCAGUUGCUUUCCCUGAGCAGGAUGGGAGUCCCCCUGGCCUCAGAGUGACUGUGAUGUUGGGAGGUUCCUGGUUACGGACAUUAGAAGCCAGGGGCAGUGUCUUAUCUCAGGAGCUGUUCCAAAAGGAGGCAGAGAAAGCAGCUGCCACUCAGUUAGGACUGAAGGAGCCACCAAGUCACUGCUUGGUCCAUCUACACAAGAACUGUAUCCCCCAGUAUACUUUAGGCCACUGGCAAAAACUGGAGUCAGCUACCCAAUUCCUGGCUGCUCAGAAGCUGCCUUUGACUCUGGCCGGAGCCUCGUAUGAGGGGGUUGCUGUCAAUGAUUGUAUAGAGAGUGGGCGCCAGGCAGCAGCCCGUGUCCUGGGCACAGAACCUAACAGUUGAUCCUCAAACCCCACUUCUUCCUGCCCCUGCUGACAGGGAUUCUCUCACCGAUGAAAAUAAAAGGUGCUGGAGCUUG